Medicago truncatula (barrel medic) is the source of this 3900-nucleotide messenger RNA. RefSeq lists its product as uncharacterized. Bases 1 to 3900 code for a protein of 1299 amino acids. The record is from RefSeq and is a predicted model, not a curated record. NCBI's taxonomy places the organism in Eukaryota, Viridiplantae, Streptophyta, Magnoliopsida, Fabales, Fabaceae. Gene Ontology annotation, molecular function: RNA-DNA hybrid ribonuclease activity; nucleic acid binding. The transcript is spliced from 5 exons.
AUGCCUAAACCGAAAGUUAGUGAUAAUGGUACAAUUAAGAUUGCCUCCGAAGGACCUAAGCAACUCAAAAGGCUUCGCAUGGAAGAUCGCGAGGACACUAUUGAGAAGACUAAGGAAGGUGUUGCGACGAAAGGCUCUAAUGAAUAUGAUGGUGGUCAAGAUACGGCUAGCAAGGAUGUUAGCAUGAGGGAUAGGGGACUAGGUGGGAUUAAUAAUGUAAUGGCGGGACCUGGACACCAUGCCCGCCAAGAAUUGAAAUAUAUGUUGGCUUUCGAUUACUGUUUUUCUGUUGACCGUAUUGGUAGGGGAGGUGGUUUGGCUUGUUUAUGGAAUAAGAACUUUAAUUGUACUAUCACAAAUUUCUCCCAAAAUCAUAUUGAUAUGGAGGUAAAUGACUCUUUUAGGGGAAGAUGGAGGUUAACUGGAUUCUAUGGUAUGCCAGAAGGAGGGAGGAGAAGAGAGUCUUGGAACUUACUUCGACAUUUAUCUAAUAUGUCUCCACUUCCUUGGUGUAUUAUUGGUGAUUUUAAUGAUAUUCUAUCAGCUGAUGAAAAGAAAGGAAGGUCUGAUCGUCAACCAUGGCUUAUUCAAGGUUUCCGGCAAGCUGUUUUGGAUGUUAGGCUUGCUGAUAUUCAUAUGGAUGGUUAUGCUUUCACAUGGUUCAAAAGUCUUGGAACUGUCCGCGCUGUGGAGGAGAAAUUGGAUAGAGCUAUGGCUAAUAAUAGUUGGUUUGAUAAGUUUCAGAACGCUAAGCUUGAAUGUCUUACUACCACAUCAUCUGAUCAUUACCCUCUUUUGUUGGAUUGUGCUCCGCAGCCUGCGCCUAGUUCCGGUCAACGUCGCUUUCGCUUUGAGAAUGUGUGGCUUGUUGAACCCGAGUUCGGGCCUUUUGUUUCUCAAAGAUGGCAAGGUUAUGGUGAUCGUCCUCUUGUGAAUAAACUUAAUCAAUGUGUUGUGGAUCUAUCUAAAUGGAGUAUGAAUACUAACCAAAACACCAGACAAGAGAUUCGCAAGACUCAACGUAAGCUUGAAACUAUCCGUUCACAUGUGGAUGCCUCUAAUGUGAAUUAUUUCAAUAUGUUAAGACAGAGGUUAGAUAAAUUGUUGAUCAAAGAUGAUAUGUUUUGGAAACAACAUGCUAAGACAUUUUGGUAUCGUGAUGGGGAUCUUAAUACGAAGUUUUUUAAUGCGGCAGCAAGCACCAGAAGAAAGUUGAAUAGAAUUGAGCAUCUUGAGGAUGAGAAUGGUAUUGAAUGUCGAUCUGAAGAUGGUCUGAAGCAUAUUGCAUGUGAUUAUUUCAUGCAUCUCUUUCAAAAAUCACCAAGCUCGCGUGCAAGUGUUAUUAAUUUGGUUCCAACUUCAAUCACCGGAGAUGAUAAUGAUAUGUUGACUGCGAAUUUCACCUUAGAAGAAUUCAAACAGGCGGCUUUCUCCAUGCAAGCAGAUAAAUGUCCAGGUCCAGAUGGUUUUAAUCCAGGUUUCUAUCAACAUUUUUGGGAUACUUGUGGUCAUGAAGUCUAUCAGGCAGGUUGUCAUUGGCUAGCUAGUGGUGCUUUCCCACCACAUGUCAAUUCUACUAAUAUUACUCUUAUUCCUAAAGGUGAUUAUCAGAAUUCAAUGAAGGAUUGGCGACCUAUUGCUCUCUGCAAUGUUGUAUACAAAAUAGUAGCCAAAGUGCUUGCUAACAGGCUCAAACAGGUACUAGAUAAAUGUAUCUCUAUUAAUCAGUCAGCUUUUGUUCCAGGUCGAUCUAUCUUAGACAAUGCAAUGGUGGCUAUUGAAAUUGUUCACUAUAUGAAGGCUAAGGCAAAAGGUAAGAGUGGAGAUGUUGCACUUAAGUUGGACAUUAGUAAAGCAUAUGACAGAUUAGAUUGGGAUUACCUACGAGAAAUCAUGAUUCAAAUGGGUUUUUCAUCUCGAUGGGUUAGUUGGAUUAUGCUUUGUGUUGAGACGGUUGAUUACUCAGUUUUGGUUAAUGGAGCUUCAAUGGGUCCUAUUGUGCCAGGACGCGGCCUCCGUCAAGGGGAUCCUCUCUCACCUUAUUUAUUUAUCAUUUGUGCUGAAGGUCUCUCUUCCCUUAUUCGUGAAGCCGAACGUUGCAAUAAUAUUAGAGGUACUUCGAUUUGCACAAAUGCACCAGUUGUUUCUCACCUUCUCUUAGCAGACGAUUGUUUUCUCUUCUUUAGAGCCUGUGAGAGUGAGGCUGUCUGUAUGAAAAAUAUUUUGACUACUUAUGAAGAAGCUUCGGGGCAAACCAUUAAUCUCCAAAAGUCUGAAUUAUUUUGUAGCCGCAAUACUCCAGAUGAUUUGAAGAAUCUCAUUGCUACUACUUUCGGUGUUCGUCAAGUGUUGGGUAUAGGUAAAUAUCUUGGUCUACCUUCUAUGAUUGGCCGCAGCAAACAUGCAGCUUUUAAAUUUAUUAAGGAUCGCAUCUGGAGUAAAAUAAACUCAUGGAGUAGUAGAUGUCUCUCGCAGGCUGGUAGGGAGGUUCUCAUUAAGUCUGUUUUGCAAUCUAUUCCUUCCUAUCAAAUUCUCGAGGAUUACACUGGCUAUCUUUGGGAGCGGCUUUCAGUUCCAAAGGUAUUUGGAGGCAUGGGAGUUAAGGACCUUAAGGCCUUUAAUAUGGCUAUGGUUGGUAAGCAGGCUUGGAAGUUGGUUUCUUCUCUAGAGUCUCUAAUCACUCAUUUACUCAAAGCUAAAUAUUUUCCUCGAAGUGACUAUUUUGGAGCUAGCAUUGACCAUAAUCCUAGUUAUGUUUGGCGUAGUAUUUGGAGUGCUAAAGAUGUGAUUCGGCGUGGUUUUCAGUGGAGUAUAGGUACAUGCGAACACAUACCAAAACAAUGGAAUAUGGAGCUCAUUAAUACUUUCUUUGACUCUAGUACUGCCAGAAAUAUUUUUAACACUUUGUUGCUUCCUUCGGUAACUCAUGAUAUGCCUGUUUGGAAAUUUGAAAGGGAUGGUAAGUAUUCAGUUAAAAGUGCUUAUAAAGAUAUUCUGAAUCAUGAUAUGACAAUUAUUCAACACCGUGUACCAGGAGUUCAGUGUACUGACAGGUGUGCAGUGUGUGAUGAUUUUGGAGAGGAUAGCAACCAUUUGUUCUUUAUGUGUAGUAAAAGUAUGCUUUGUUGGCAACGUAUUGGCUUAUGGAGCCCUUUGAUGGUUGUCUUUGAUAUUAAUGUCAGUUUUCCAACCAAUGUGUUUGCUAUCCUACAACACCUGGAUCAGCAGCAAAAGCAAAUUUUCAGUGUGACCCUUUGGAGUAUUUGGAAGCAUCGAAACAAUAAGGUAUGGAACAACAUCACUGAUACAGCUCAAGAUAUUUGUGCUCGUGCAGGUUCUCUUCUUACUAGCUGGAGGAAUGCUCAGAAUAUUCGGCAUCCUAGCCCUCAAAAUCCUUCCACCCCGAAUGAUUUGAAGUGGAUUAAACCAAGUCCCGGUAGGUUUACUUGUAAUGUUGAUGCGUCCUUUUCUCAAGCUCGGAAUCGGGUUGGUAUUGGUGUUUGUAUUCGAGAUGAAGAAGGUCGUUUUGUUUUAGCCAAGACUGAAUGGAUGACUCCGCUCCUUGAUGUCGAUUUGGGUGAGGCUUUGGGUUUGUUAUCAGCAAUGCACUGGGUUCGUGAUCUGCAACUAGGUAUUGUGGACUUUGAGCUCGACUCCAAAAUUGUGGUAGACAGUCUUUAUGGUAGUAAUAGUGGCGUCUCUAAUUUUAGCGCAGUUAUUAAUGAUUGUAGAUGUCUGUUAGCUUCUGAUUUAGUAACCUCUGAUGUUAGGUUCAUUCGGAGACAAGCCAACGAAGUUGCUCAUAGCUUUGCUAGAGUGGCUUUGCGUCAUGCUAGUUUCCAUAUUCGUAUUAGGAUUCCAUCUUGUAUCUCUACUAUUAUUUUGAAUGAAAUGCAAUAA